AUGUCAAUCAUCACAUCAACAAGACCCGCCCACUCAUCAAAAGUUACAUUAAUUUUUAUCUGGGUUAGUGUGACCUCGAUACAUAAUAAUAUCAGUGGGGGCGAAUCAUUGAUACUGUGCUACCAAUGCGAAAGUUGUUUCAUCCCAACUAAUUAUGAUGUCUGCCCUGUCGGCAAAGGAAAAUGUCUGUUUGAACACACGGUCUAUGAAGAUAACAGGAGAGAGACAGUGAGGAGAGGAUGUGUGUCGGAGACGUUUUUGAACCACUGCGAUGAGAUGUUGGAGGAUGGGAUGAAGACGUUCACCUGCAGAGAUUUCAAAUCAACGGUAUCCGGGGACAUACAUUUUGUGACCCCACCUCACAUUGCAGAGAAUACCAAUUUACUUAAUUUUAGUAUCAUCAGUGAUGUUCCUAGCAAUACAGAGGUUACCGUUCUAAAAAGCAGUACUGCAACAACUUCUACUACUACUACUACUACUACUACCAAUAAUAAUAAUAAUAAAAAACCUGAAUCAAAUGUCACGAAUCUCAUUUGGCGAGUUUUCAAGUACGACAAAUCUACUAAAGGCACGUCACAACAACAACAACAAUAA
This is a messenger RNA of Helobdella robusta, 594 nucleotides long. RefSeq lists its product as hypothetical. The coding region runs from base 1 to 594 and encodes 197 amino acids. The record is from RefSeq and is a predicted model, not a curated record. The transcript has 4 exons. Lineage: Eukaryota; Metazoa; Annelida; Clitellata; Rhynchobdellida; Glossiphoniidae.